AAAAAAAAAAAAAAAAAAAAAACCUCGUCGGCUUGCUUUACUCCUCCCUGCAUCUCCUCACCUUCCCCGGCGCGCCGUCGUUUGCCAGUUCACCGCCGCCGACGCCGACGCCGACAGCCAUCUUCGGGAGUCUAGGUCACGCGCUUAAUGCCGCCGCUGCGUCGAUUCUGUCAGUUCUUGCCGCGGUCCACGCCGUCGAUGGCUCGCCAUGUUCCGACGCCGACGACGGCGUCGACGUGCACCCCGGAGACGGCGGAAGGCAGGCACUUGUUUGAGGUCACUGGUUACAGCAAGCACAGGGGGAUGGGCCACGACAAGUUCAUCAGGUCCGGCAACUUCUCCGUCGGAGGCCACCAGUGGUCCAUCCGCUUCUACCCGGAUGGGUUCGUCAAAGGCAAAGAUUACAUCUCAGUUUAUCUCGAGCUCAUGGGAGGCUCCAAGGUAAGGGCAUCCUGUGACCUGAAGCUGGUCGACCUGACAACAGGGUUGUCGGCUUCAGUGCAUAGGACAGAGCCUAGAAUGUUUAACUCCGGUGAUGUCAGUAGGUAUGCUCCUCAGAAUAGCUCGUUCAUGGAACGAAGCGGAUUUGAGGCAUCGGUGUACCUUCGAGAUGAUCGCCUUGUGAUAGAAUGCAUUGUCACUGUUAUGGCAGAACCUAAGGUAUCUGCAACCAAAUUGCGCGCAAAAAUUGAGAUGCCCCCAUCAGACAUUGGAAAUCAUCUUGGCAAGUUGUUGGAAGAAGAGGUGGGUGCAGAUGUCACAUUCAGUGUUGGAGGAGAAACUUUUACAGCACAUAAGCUUGUGCUCGCGAUGCGGUCGCCGGUUUUCAAAGCUGAGUUCUAUGGUCCGAUGAGGGAGAGGAGCACGCAGAUUGUGACCAUUGAAGACAUACAACCUGCUGUGUUUAGGGUCCUGCUUCAGUUUAUCUAUACCGAUUCUUUGCCUGACAUGGAGGAUCUUGUGGAAGAUGUCGACUGUGAAAUGAUCCGGCAUUUACUUGUGGCUGCUGAUAGAUAUGCUUUGGAUAGGCUAAAGUUGAUUUGUCAAAGCAUCCUUGCCGAGAAUCUUAAUGUGAUGACUGUGGCAACUACAUUGUCUUUGGCUUAUCAGCAUAACUGCAGCAUGCUUCAGGAUGUUUGCCUUGAAUAUAUGACCAGUUCAAAUGUGAUGGAUGCAGUGGUGGCAACUGAAGGUUAUAAGUAUCUCAAGACAACCUGCCCUUAUGCACUAGCAGAUGCAUUUGAGAAGACGAUGAAAUUGGUUCUACAAUGCCGGUGAGACCAGGAGUUGACACGAGGUUGUGAGUUUCAUAUUGGGCGGAUGAGCUAGCAAUACAGUGAGGAUGCAGCUGCUUACUCCUUACCUGCUUCAGAAAUACUUGUGACUCAAGUAUUUUCGUUUUGUUGACCUGACUCAAGUGAGACCUAUGUGUCACAAGGUACUUGUGACUAUUUAUGCUGCUGAUUUUUGUGUUAGAGUAUUUACUGUUCAGUAGAACCCCUCAAACUGAGAUGCAUUAGACAACGCUCCUGUUCAAUAAAACCUCCACUCUAUACGCUUUAUCAGUAUUUUCUGUUGUGCUGGUGUCA
This is a messenger RNA of Sorghum bicolor (sorghum), 1589 nucleotides long. Its product is annotated as BTB/POZ and MATH domain-containing protein 1-like. The record is from RefSeq and is a predicted model, not a curated record. Gene Ontology annotation, molecular function: protein binding. NCBI's taxonomy places the organism in Eukaryota, Viridiplantae, Streptophyta, Magnoliopsida, Poales, Poaceae. The coding region runs from base 148 to 1278 and encodes 376 amino acids. The transcript has 3 exons. Gene Ontology annotation, biological process: protein ubiquitination.